Molecule: messenger RNA, 1373 nt
Organism: Ostrinia furnacalis (Asian corn borer)
Lineage: Eukaryota; Metazoa; Arthropoda; Insecta; Lepidoptera; Crambidae
Exons: 2
Coding region: 109-1104 (331 amino acids)
Source: RefSeq, a predicted model, not a curated record
AAAUCUAAACAUGGUCUAGUUUAUUAUGAAUUUUGAUACUGUCCAUAGACAGCCCUCGAGUUUGCCAGUCGUUUGUCUGAAGAACCUUUCUAAAUAAUCUGAUAAACAAUGUGGCAGACAAUAAUCGCCGUGUUCUUCAUAACCACCAUCAACUGCCGCUACUUCAUAUCGAAGAAGAAUACCAGCAUGUUCAAGAACGAGCAGAUCAUAUUCGCUUCUGAUUUCAACAUCACCAAGCUCCUCGUGCCAGCAGAUGGCAGCAAGUACAUCCAGACGGAAUCCUCAGAAAUACCCUCUAUCUUCUUCGCCAUAUCCGACUCGAAGCUAGAAGGGGGCAGCUGCAUCUAUGUGCUAGAAGGAUUCGCCGCUUACGAAAUCCUAGAAGGAGGGCGUGAUGCUACUGCAGAUUACAGCUUCAGUAAGACCAUAUUCUUCGGAGCUAGAGACGGCAUUUACAAGUACUACCCAGAUUCACUAUCAGCAAAAAAGUACGGUCCAUUUAGAGAUGAUAUCAUACAACUGCAGAAAGCAAACGGCUCUGAUGCUAUCUUCAUAUUGACCAGCGAUCACAGAAUCUACAAAAUCGAAAAGAACGGCACUGUGAAGACGAGGGUGCAAUCCAUACCGUGCGCCUUCGAAUUCGUUCUGGAUACUUCCAAUAACAUCUACUACUUGGCGUGUGAUGACCACAUGCCUCAUAUAGUCAAAUCUGACGGUCGUCCGUUAUCGUUCACAGCUAGCGUGAUUGAGGAUUUCAAAGACAUAAAGUUGAUACGCCCAGCUUUCAUCAUGGAGGGCUGUGUGCCGUUCUUUGGAGAUGGGCACUUGUAUCUGUUAUAUGCCAAUGGUACAAGCGAGAAGAAGGACUUUUAUCUGGAUGAGAAACCCACUGCUUUCAGUGUCGACGCAGCUUUGUACUUGGUUGCUGCAUUAGAUGGGAAAAUAUACGAGUUUAAUGUGAUGGAAGUUCUUCUAAGAUCCAUGUUUGGGUUAGCGACAGAGUGGCCGAGAGAUGUCACUAAAAUUGUAAUGUCUAUAAUAGAUUCGGCUAGAGAAAGUAUCCAUGGGUUUCACAGAGGUUGGAAUUAUGCUGGUGUGCUAUAGUUUCAUUUGAGAAAAAGUGUACAGUUUGUAUGAUAUUACAUUAGUAUGUAUUACGUUUAAUUUUUCACUGGAAGUGAAAUAAUGUGAUCAAAAUUGUAGUCAUGCAAUUAAUUAAUAAUAAUGGUAUCUUCAAAUCGACUUUAUUGCGAUUUGCGAGUAAGUAAACGUGUCAGCUAAGUCAAUAAAUCUGAAUGCAUAAUAAUAAUUUUAAGCACAGAACAUUUUUGUUUAAUUUUGAUCCUGUUGUAAUUAUUUCUGUUAGUAAACUA